Tilletiaria anomala UBC 951 is the source of this 680-nucleotide messenger RNA. RefSeq lists its product as uncharacterized. The coding region runs from base 95 to 481 and encodes 128 amino acids. The record is from RefSeq and is a predicted model, not a curated record. The transcript has a single exon. Lineage: Eukaryota; Fungi; Basidiomycota; Exobasidiomycetes; Georgefischeriales; Tilletiariaceae.
GUUGCGCGCGUCAGUCGAGGUCGAGAAACAAGGACUUGAUGAUGACAAUUCUCGCGUUCGUGCGGAGCUCAAAGAGGCACAGGACCGGUGUAACAUGCUUACGCAGCAGGUUAAUGGUCUACUUAUGGAUAAGAUCGACUUGCAAACUCAGGGUAUCGGUCACCGAGAUGAAGCGCUCAGACGUGAACGUAACUUGGGAGAAUUAAGAGCAUCCUUGGCGGGCAAGUCGCUUCCCAAGGAGGCAGAAGAAUUAAUUUCGGCCCUGCAGACAUCGCACGCUAACAGCGAAGCGCAUGCAAAGGCACUGCAGGACAAACUGACCAAGGCGCGUGCGGUGAGUCUGGUUCACGUAGCAGGUCGGGCGACGCUUACUCAACAGAACCCGUCCCUACAUUUGCCAGUUCAUCCGCCAGCAAGACCAGCUUCUCAAGGAAAGGCCGCGCGCGGAAGAAGCGGCGCAGGAGAGCGUAAGUGCCCGUGAAUGGAGGAUUAUGCGAAGCUUGCUGCCUGCUGAUCGUGUGACAUGUAAAUCAGGCACUGGAGCAAGAACUGCGUCUUAUGGCUUCAGCAUUUCAGGAUGUCAGUCUGCGUUUGGCACAAGAACUUCACUCUGUAUCACGGGGCCGGCGUACGACGCCAUAUCGCACGUCUUUUGCGUGGUUGGGUCAGCAGCGACGCGC